Messenger RNA from Pomacea canaliculata, 916 nucleotides. RefSeq lists its product as uncharacterized. The record is from RefSeq and is a predicted model, not a curated record. Lineage: Eukaryota; Metazoa; Mollusca; Gastropoda; Architaenioglossa; Ampullariidae. The transcript is spliced from 6 exons. The coding region runs from base 145 to 882 and encodes 245 amino acids.
AUAUUUUAAAUCGAUCAAUUAGUCAUUAAUUUCGCUGAAAUAUUGUAUUUCUCUUUUACAUGUACCCGCGUGCAAGUUAAUGGCGGUAAAAACAAAACGAUACACAACCACAUAAAUCGCCCUUAAUGGAAUGUGCGAUUAGACAUGUCAGCCAAAUAUAAAGGGUUUACCUUCAAAAAAGUGACAGAUAUCCAGACACCAAGGCCAGAAAAUGCUUUACCAUCAUGUGGAGCAUCACCUGCAGCAAAUUCAUCCAUUGUUCAGUCCAGGAAAAUCCAAUCAUCUAUGUCAUCAUUUACACUUACAACAACAACAGCAACAACAAACAAACCAGUAGCAACUGUUCCACCACAGGGGCCAAGAAUGAAGGUGCCUGGAUCUAAAUAUGGAACAUCAUUCAACACAGAUGCAGCAUCUGCUAACGGGGUCAAAGGGACAAAAGAAACCAGUGAUACAUCCUUUAAAGAAAAUAUUUCUUCACUUACCUUUGUUGUAGAUGAUGAUGAUGAUUUUGACAUGCCAGUUUUGGCGCCAGUUACACCAAGGAGCCAGAGGAAGAGAGAAAAAGAGAGUUCAUCUGAUAGUGAUGAAGGCAUUGCUCCAGUGCGCAAACAUCGAAGUCUGGUACUCAGCAGUGAUGAUGAAAAUGAUACUGAUAUUUCUUCAGGGAGAGCUAAUUUUCCACUUUCCCAGCAAAGGAGUAAUUUCUUGAUUAAUGCAAAGACCAGUUCAGCAUUGCCUGAAUGUGGAAGUGGGAAUUCUAAGACUGCUUUACCUCAGCAUCAAAAAGGAUUUUGUUCCUCAACACCUAAAAUGACCCCAGCCACAAAAGUUCCUUCCAAGAUCAGUACUUCCACAGAAAAUAGUGACAACACCAUCUGAAAAGCCUGUGGCUAGAAAUGAAUUCAAAGCAGAC